Messenger RNA from Oppiella nova, 291 nucleotides. The record is from the annotation of a GenBank genome assembly. Lineage: Eukaryota; Metazoa; Arthropoda; Arachnida; Sarcoptiformes; Oppiidae.
AUGAAUUUGUGUAAAUCAGGAAUCAGUGCGCGGACUAAGUCUUUGCGGGAGAAGUUCAGUCGGAAUCGGAGUUAUUCGGAGCUAUCGUUCAAAGACUCGUCCGCAUCGUCCACACCGACCGGAGAGGCGCCGCCCUUCAGAUACACCACCAGACACUCCCGCAGCUAUGUUCCUAUGCUUCCCGAACAGGGUCGUCAGAAUAGCGCGGAUGCCAUACGAGUGACGAGUAUUCCGGGCGAACAGAUCUCCAACUCAUACAACAUAUUACCCGAAGAGGCCUAUUGUAGUGCA